Penicillium vulpinum is the source of this 222-nucleotide messenger RNA. RefSeq lists its product as uncharacterized. The transcript has 3 exons. The coding region runs from base 1 to 222 and encodes 73 amino acids. Lineage: Eukaryota; Fungi; Ascomycota; Eurotiomycetes; Eurotiales; Aspergillaceae. The record is from RefSeq and is a predicted model, not a curated record.
AUGCCUCUCGUUGUUCCAGGAAUCAACUCCUCAAUGGGCGAUAAGCCUGAGUGGCUCAACAAGCUUAUGGGAAAGACGAUUAGCGACACCAGUAAUGAGACAUCCUUUGCGAAGAAAGACCUUCCUGAAUCUCACCGGAUAUUGAAGCCGGGUGACAUGAAGACCAUGGAUCAUAAUCCCAACAGUGAUGAUGGGACUGUCCAUGAUGUGAACUACGGUUAA